This is a messenger RNA of Hibiscus syriacus, 966 nucleotides long. RefSeq names its product transcription factor MYB1R1-like. The record is from RefSeq and is a predicted model, not a curated record. Gene Ontology annotation, biological process: response to gibberellin; response to auxin; response to ethylene. Lineage: Eukaryota; Viridiplantae; Streptophyta; Magnoliopsida; Malvales; Malvaceae. The transcript has 3 exons. Gene Ontology annotation, molecular function: DNA binding. The coding region runs from base 121 to 966 and encodes 281 amino acids.
AUCUUCUUCUCCAUGCUCCACCUUUUAUCCCCUCUUUUCAUGAACUAAAAACACUCCCCUAAUUCCACUCCACUCUUCUAUUAUAUCUUACAUCUUCUUUUUCAUUUCUCUUGAGGCAUCAUGUCUCGGUACGAAGAGGUUGUCGGCGUCGACGAAAGUGGAGGAGAGAAGGGUAUCAUGUUAUUCGGUGUUCGAGUGACGGAAGGAUCGUUUCGUAAAAGUGUUAGCAUGAAUAAUCUAUCUCAGUUUGAUCAGCCGCCUCAAGAUUCUAACGCGGAUGCCGGUUAUGCUUCCGACGAUGUAGUUCAUGCAUUUGGAAGAUACCGUGAACGCAAGAGAGGUGUUCCAUGGACGGAGGAGGAGCAUAGAUUGUUCUUACUAGGGUUACAGAAAGUAGGGAAAGGAGACUGGAGAGGGAUUUCCAGAAACUUCGUGAAGACACGUACACCAACUCAGGUGGCCAGUCAUGCACAAAAGUACUUUCUCCGGCGAAAUAACCAUAACCGCCGGCGCCGGCGAUCUAGUCUAUUUGAUAUCACAACUGAUUCCUUCAUAAAUUCAACCAUAUUGGAAGAAGAUGUAGUCCACCGAGAAAACAUUCCGGUGCCACCGCAGAUGAGUGGUUUUCCAAUGUCAAUGUUUCCGGUAAGUUUAAGCACAGCUCCGGUAGUUUUAAAAUUCACAGGAGAAAAUAAAUCCAUGGAGAAUCUCACGCUAGGGCCAAUCCCGGUAGCAAAAACGUCCCCGAACCUUAUCCGUCCGGUGCCGAUUCUUCCACUUCCUCCAUCAUCAAAAAUGUCCAAUCUUAACUUAAACCAGAAGAUCCAACUUGACCCUUUACCGCUAUCGUUGAAACUCUCAACACCCUCCUCCUCCGAUGAGCAGCCGCCGACGUCGACGGCACACUCGUCUAGUUUUCAGGCCAUGUCAAGUGGGGAUAACAAUAGCAUCAUCAGCGUUGCUUGA